AUAACACUUUCCGAGCAAUGAACUUCUUAACACAAUCUUCUCAUUUUAGCUUCUGUUUGGCACUGGCAAAUGCAAACAACAAUAUUUUUUCAUCUAAAAAAAACACCACAUAUUUACAAAAACAUUGCUUCUAGGCAAAUAUUCUUUUCAAACAACGAGUAGUGUGCAAAAUAACCCUAUUUUAUUGGACAAUGAUUGGAAUUGAAUUAAUUGAUGGUAUUGGUUGUUUUCUCGACAAAUGUAACUCAAUAGCUAUGUUUCCUCUUUUUUUAUACAACACUUUCGAAGAAUGCCGUUACAAUCGUUCGAAUUGUGCGUGCGAACAGUAUAAUAAUGGCGUACGAUCGAUGGAAACUCGUUACAGUCCAUUGGAAGCCAUCGAUCAGCUAUGGCUUGCGGAAAAGGAAGUUUGCUAGCCAUCGGUACACUGCUGCUUGUGUGCAGUCUGCUAGAAUGGGCCGAAGGACGCUGUGCUCGGGGACCCAGUCUAGAAGUAGGCCAAAAAUUGCGUGCAUCUCGGGCACCAGUGGCAGCCAAACCUGGCGGUAAGGUUCAUAAACCGCCCCGACCCUUCGAGGCGGGACUGGGCGUGUAUAAGGAGGGAGACAUCAUGGAGAGGGCCCCAACACAACGGAACGGCGUCGCACUGAGUGCCUUCCCGAAUGCUCGCUGGCCAAAUGCAGUGGUACCGUACGUGAUUACGGGCACGUUCACUGCUGCUCAGCGAUCGAUCAUUGAAUCGGGUAUGGCCCAAAUCGCUGGCGCCACGUGCGUCCGAUUCGUGCCACGCUCGUCCGAGGCACUCUAUGUGACGAUUGGUAACGGAGAGACUGGAUGCUGGUCGUACGUGGGUCGCAGUACCCGCAAUACCGAGAACCAGGUUAACCUCCAGAGCCCGGAGUGUGUGGACAUCGGUACGGUAGUGCACGAGUUGAUGCACUCAAUAGGGUUUUAUCACGAGUUUACCCGCCCUGACCGUGAUGAGUACGUGUCGAUCGAUCGUACCGCACUAGCAGCAGAAUACCAGACGGCUAGCUUCUAUCAAGACAACUACGCCAAGAUGGCCGCCACCGAUGUGGUUCUGUAUGGUAGAGCAUACGAUUACGGUAGUGUUAUGCACUACUCGAAGUAUGCGGCUGCAGCAAGCCGCACGAAGCCGGUUAUGAACAACCUCAAACCCUGGACCGGUGACUUUGGCAAUGAUAAUGGACUUUCGCCCGCUGACAUUAUCGAUAUCAAUUACAUGUAUUGCAACAGUACCUCUACUACCACCACGGCCGCGACUACUACUACCACUACAACUACUAUCCGGCCGGUAACUACUACGACGACCACGACUACUAGACCUGUAACUACUACUACCACUACUACUUCUCUAGCUGCCACCACUACCACCACUACUCGGGCCGCGACAUCCACUACCAGGGCUCCAACAACCACCACUACUGUACGGACACUUCCAACCGUUAUACCGGAUCGCACGGGAAUAUUCACGACGCUCAUUCAGUUGCCACUGACCCGGUUCCUUGAGUUACUCCGUUCGCUUCCAUUAUUUAACCUGUUCACGCUGGGAUAAACGUCCAGCUGGGAUAAAUGUCAGUUCCUUCCCCCUUAACAAUCCAAAUGCCAUGCAUCAUCGCAAACAAAUAAAGUCGCCGGACUGUAUCUGAAUGCUAACGAAAAUUGUCUGCAGAUAGAUGCAUGUUUUACAUCGAAUAUUUUCAGUUGUGUCAAUAAGUGAAUUAAUAGUGACGUCAUUAUGUCACUGUUUCGGUUACAAUGGUAGUGAUUGUUUUCCCUAGCUUCCCAUCUCAACCGAUGGACCAGUUUGUGAUGCGUAUGGAUAUUUGGAACAAAACAAGUGCACUCUAGCGCCUAUUUUAACGGAAAUUGAAGGUCAAGUUUGCAAGUCUACCUGGUUUGGGUUAUCGCAAUACAAAGAUAAACUAUUUCAUGCCAUACAUCUAAUGCUGUGUAAAUUCUCUUAUCAUUUCCUAAGUUUUGAUUUGUCGAUAAUCUCUUGAAUCGAUUAAAACGGUAAAUGGUCUAAUUGCCUAUGAAUAGAAAACUAGAAGCUUGAUGAUGGGUAUAUCGGAGUGGAAUAUGAUUAGAAUGAAUGAAAACACCAGAUACACCAGAUAUGCCACAUUCUAAUUGUAGCUUAUACUGGGCAAUUAGUGU
Anopheles funestus (African malaria mosquito) is the source of this 2181-nucleotide messenger RNA. RefSeq names its product hatching enzyme 1.2-like. Gene Ontology annotation, biological process: proteolysis. Bases 389 to 1576 code for a protein of 395 amino acids. The record is from RefSeq and is a predicted model, not a curated record. Gene Ontology annotation, molecular function: zinc ion binding; metalloendopeptidase activity. The transcript has 2 exons. Lineage: Eukaryota; Metazoa; Arthropoda; Insecta; Diptera; Culicidae.